AUGGAGAAUAGAAUGCAUCAAAGCUCUGGAAAUGCUGCCUUGGAACCUGAAACCUGUGUUAAGCUAUUCCUGAGGAAGGUCUUGGAAGUGAAACCUGUCAACUUUUGGCGGGAAGCAAAGUGUAUUUCCAGAAUGGCUGGGCCAGUGUUUUUGUCACAGCUGAUGGUAAUUCUCAUAAAUAUUGUCAGCUCUGCAUUCUGUGGACAUUUAGGUAAAAUUGAGUUGGAUGCAGUCAGUCUUGCCGUAGCGGUAAUAUCUAUAUCAGGCACCUCCAUAGGUAUUGGAUUGUCUACAGUUUGUGACACUCUCAUAUCUCAGACGUACGGCAGAAAGAACCUAAAGCGAAUCGGAGUGAUUCUCCAACGAGGGAUCCUCAUUCUCCUGAUCGCCUGCUUUCCCUGCUGGGCUCUUUUCAUAAACACUGAACACAUCCUGUUGGCUUUGAAACAGCCUCCUGCAGUGGCCAAGUUAUCACAGCUCUACAUUUGGAUAUUCAUUCCUGGGCUCCCUGCAUUUUUUCUUUGUGACUUAGAGACCAGAUACCUUCAGAAUCAGGGGAUCAUCAUGCCUCAGGUUUUUGUUCGUUUCAUCACCAACAUUUUCAAUGCUGUCAUCAAUUACCUCUUCCUCUACGUGCUGACACUGGGAUUGCCGGGCUCAGCUGCUGCCAAUGUUGCUUCCCAGUACUUUCAGCUUCUCCUCCUGUUUGGAUACAUUCGAUGGAAAAAGUUGCAUGUUCAGACCUGGGCAGGGUGCAUCUCCAUAGUCAUUGCAGUGAUACUUGGAGCAACAAAGGAUGUGCUGGCUUACAUCUUCAUCAGUGACAAGGAAAUUAUUCAUUUGUUUGCAGGAAUGUUCCCGAUAUCUGCUUCAUGUCCUGUAGCUGAAUGCUUUGGGGCUGUGAGUGGUGGAGUAUUAAGAGGAGCUGGGAAGCAAAACUUAGAAGUGAUUGGUAACCUCAUUGGAUACUACGUAAUUGGGUUUCCCAUUGGAAUCAGUCUGAUGUUUCCUGCCAAACUUGGUGCAUUUGUGAUUUGCAGAAUGAAUUGGAAGGAAGCAACUGAUGAGGCUCUGGUUAAUGCAGUUGUGGUUAAAGAUGUGGACAUCUCAAACAGAACCAAGUACAGAUCAACAGAUGUGGACACAGGAAACAGGGCAAUGAAUCCAAUUCCUGAUGUUUGUCAAUCGGAAGUACAGACAAAGGAGGACCGGGUGAUGGAUACGUCUUCCAUUGUGGACACUGGAGUUACCACAGUCAGAGAAAUCCUGUCCACAAAACAACUGAUCAUUCGCCGUGGCCUAGCCUUCCUCUCAGGCCACCUGAACCUGGCCAUUGGGCUGAUGAUACAUUUCAUUCUUGCAAAGGAUACGUAG
Rhincodon typus (whale shark) is the source of this 1374-nucleotide messenger RNA. Its product is annotated as multidrug and toxin extrusion protein 2-like. Gene Ontology annotation, biological process: xenobiotic detoxification by transmembrane export across the plasma membrane. Gene Ontology annotation, molecular function: antiporter activity; xenobiotic transmembrane transporter activity. Gene Ontology annotation, cellular component: membrane. The record is from RefSeq and is a predicted model, not a curated record. NCBI's taxonomy places the organism in Eukaryota, Metazoa, Chordata, Chondrichthyes, Orectolobiformes, Rhincodontidae.